Messenger RNA from Phyllostomus discolor (pale spear-nosed bat), 4356 nucleotides. RefSeq names its product ATM interactor (gene ATMIN). NCBI's taxonomy places the organism in Eukaryota, Metazoa, Chordata, Mammalia, Chiroptera, Phyllostomidae. The record is from RefSeq and is a predicted model, not a curated record. Gene Ontology annotation, biological process: regulation of transcription by RNA polymerase II. Bases 21 to 2492 code for a protein of 823 amino acids. The transcript has 4 exons. Gene Ontology annotation, molecular function: transcription cis-regulatory region binding; DNA-binding transcription factor activity, RNA polymerase II-specific. Gene Ontology annotation, cellular component: nucleus.
CAGGCUGCAGUGCGGGAGCUAUGGCGGCUUCUGAGGCGGCGGCGGCGGGACCCGGGGCUCUGGCCUCGGGCACCCCGGCCGGCCCGGCGGCCGCGAAGGGAGCCGCCGCCGCCUCGGGCCUGUGGGGGCCACCUGGACGGCUGAGGGGUAGCCGGCCACGGCCUGGGGCGGCGAGGCAGCAGCCCGGGGGUCCGACACCGGGGGUGCCCGCCGGGGAGCUGAUCCAGCCGUCGGUGAGCGAGCUGUCUCGGGCCGUGCGGACCAACAUCCUGUGCACUGUGCGCGGCUGCGGCAAGAUCCUGCCCAACAGCCCGGCGCUCAACAUGCACCUGGUCAAGAGCCACCGCCUGCAGGAUGGCAUAGUAAAUCCAACAAUAAGAAAGGAUUUGAAAACCGUACCCAAAUUCUACUGUUGUCCAAUUGAAGGAUGCCCUAGAGGGCCUGACAGGCCAUUCUCUCAAUUUUCUCUCGUAAAACAGCACUUUAUGAAAAUGCAUGCUGAAAAGAAGCAUAAAUGUAGUAAGUGCAGCAAUUCAUAUGGCACUGAAUGGGACUUGAAAAGACAUGCAGAGGACUGUGGCAAGACCUUCCAGUGCACGUGUGGCUGUCCUUAUGCUAGUAGAACUGCAUUACAGUCCCACAUCUACCGAACUGGCCAUGAGAUCCCUGCAGAGCACAGGGAUCCACCUGGUAAGAAAAGGAAAAUGGAAAACUGCCUGCACAACCAGAAGUUGUCCAAUAAAACCACUGAAUCACUGAGCAACCAACCAACCCCAAGAACAGACACUAAAGAAUUAGAAACUUCAGAAAUAAAGCUAGUCACUUCUUUUGAAGAUUCUUGUGGCUCUAAUGCCAGAAAGCAGACUCUUACAACAGCUCCAAGAUGUUCUCAGAAGUUGCUUUUACCAAAGCCCAGAGUAGCUUUGGUUAAACUCCCUGUCAUGCAGUUUUCUUCUGUGCCUGUCUUUGUGCCUACAGCUGACUCCUCGGCCCAGCCUGUGGUGUUAGGUGUCGAUCAUCAGGGCUCUGCCCCAGGUGCUGUGCACUUACUGCCCUUAUCAGUAGGAACCCUGAUCCUCGGCCUUGAUUCAGAGGCCUGCUCUCUUAAGGAGAGCCCCCCUUUUUCAAAAAUUGUGAAUCCUGUUGCUGUUGAGCCAAUAAGUACAGGUGUUCAAGUGAACUUGGGUAAAAGUUUGUCUGAUCCUUUACAUGAACUAGGGAACACAUGUCAAAAGAACAGCAUUUCUUCAAUCAAUGUUCAGACAGAUCUGUCUUAUGCCACACAACACUUUAUACCUUCUGCACAGUGGGUGAGCCCUGAUUCCUCUGUAUCAUCUUGUUCUCAAACUGAUUUGACGUUUGGUUCUCAAGUUUCCCUACCCAUUAGUGUUCAUACACAAACGUUUUUGCCCAGUUCUAAGGUAACUUCUUCUAUAGCUGCUCAAACUGAUGUGUUUUCAGAUGCCUGUUUCCAGUCAGGUGGGAUCUCCAGAGAAACUCAAACCAGUGGAAUACAAAGUCCAACAGAUGACCGGGUACAAAUGGACCAAGCUGUAAUGUGUGGAGACAUUUUUGAGAGUGUCCAUUCAUCAUACAGUAUUCCUACAGACAAUAUUAUAAGCAGUAGCUUAGUAGGAGAGACUGUAACUCAUGGUCUGUUACCUCAGAACCACCCUAAGACUUUAAAUCAAGAUAUUGGGAAACCUGCACCAAUUAUAAACUUCAGUGCACAGAACAGUAUGCUUCCUUCCCAGAACAUGACAGAUAAUCAGACCCAAACUAUGGAUUUAUUAAGUGAUUUAGAAAACAUUUUGUCAAGUAAUCUGCCUGGUCAGACACUGGACAAUCGUAGUCUUCUGUCUGACACAAAUACUGGACCUGACACCCAGCUCCCAUCUGGCCCAGGCCAGAAUUCUGCGAUUGAUUUUGAUAUCGAAGAGUUCUUUUCGGCCUCAAAUAUCCAGACUCAAACUGAAGAGAGUGAGCUUAGCACCAUGACCACAGAGCCAGUCUUAGAAUCACUGGACAUAGAAACUCAAACUGACUUCUUACUUGCAGACGCUUCUGCCCAGCCCUACAGUUGUAGGGGAAACUCUAAUUUCUUAGGCCUUGAAAUGUUUGACACGCAGACACAGACAGACUUGAACUUCUUUUUAGAUAGUAGCCCUCAUCUGCCUCUGGGAAGUAUUCUGAAGCACUCCAGCUUUUCCAUGAGUACUGAUUCAUCUGACACAGAGACCCAAACUGAAGGAAUCUCCACUGCUAAAAACAUACCUACUCUAGAAAGCAAAGUUCAGUUGAACAGUACAGAAACACAGACCAUGCAUUCUGGCUUUGAAACCCUGGGAAGCUUGUUCUUCACCAGCAAUGAAACUCAAACAGCAAUGGAUGACUUCCUUCUUGCCGAUUUGGCCUGGAACACUAUGGAAUCUCAGCUCAGCUCUGUAGAAACUCAGACGUGUGCAGAACCACACACAGUCUCCGACUUCUAAAAAUGGAGUCCAUGUGUGGGAUGCGUUUACAAUUUCCUUCUGGAUUUAGAAAAUGAAGAGUGGAGAAAACAGUAUUAACUCUGUUGAAUGUAGUUGAUAGGCAGUUACUUUGAUUUUUUGAGGUUCUUUGCCUUUUGUACUUGUAAACACAAAAUUUGUAUAAAUGUGAGUGUAUUAUAAAUUGAAGACAUUGAUCUAAAAAGGAUUGCAUUGCGUUGCCUACAUUUGCCCUUUCAUUGCUAGCUAGUCUUUCCAUACUUAUAAAGAAAAAAAAAGGAAUUUCACACCUUCAAAACCCAUCAAGUCAUGUCGCUGAAGCCAAGCUUACCAGGUACUAGGGUACAGACUUCAAAUCUCCACAAUAUUUUAGUUUAAGUGUUACUUACUUCAAUUGCACCUAAAAUAUUUUUGACAGUGCUUGUUAGAAAUUCCUGCUUCCUGAUAAUAAUACUUAAAUCUAAUGCCGUGCCAUCAGAUGUAAAUGCCAGUGUUUAGAUGGUUUGAGACUCAUGCUCCCUGCAGCUUCAUCUGCUUUGACAUCUCUUUUCUGACUUGCAGACACAAAAGAAAACAUCUGCCUUUAGCUUGUCAGGCAGUUUUCAUGUAGUCUUUGCCAUCCUUUCUCUACAUGAACUAUUGAUAUCAAUGUAAGUGUACCGUACUUUCCUCACAAGACUUGUGUUGUAAAAUUACUGCUUAAAGUAGUAGCAGCAAGCACUUAGUGUAAAUAGUGGUCCUUCUAGUCUAAGUAACAGUCAUUCCAAUGGGUUGUGGAAUCAUGCCUAUUAGCUUAUUCCAGAGUGUGCCCUACAAACAUCACCACCUGAGCUGUUUGUCUAACUGCAUGGGCUGAUCUGAGUUUUGUCACUCUAAAUUUUUAGAGAAAUGGAAAAAGGACAUUUCCCACUAAAUUUCAAUACAUUGCAUUAGCUUGAAAGGGAAGAGUGCAAUCAAACAAUUAUUUUAAAGUGAAUCUUCUUUUCAUCCACCUCUAGUUUCCUUAAAUAAGGAAAGACAUUGGUCUAGCAAAGAUAUUAUUUGUGCCUUGAGGAUAGCAAUUAUAGAAUAGAUCCAGCUUCUGCAUUUUGUUGCUUUAUUUGUUUAGAAAGGGUAAUACCAGCCAGUCUUCAAAGAAAACUGAGGUGAAGACCUAUUGCUUCAAUAAUCAAGAACAUCUGUUUCGAGAUGGGAGCGUGGUCAAGGAUGCUUUGGGGAUAUUUAGGAAAUCCUGAAUUCUUGAUUGUUGGCCAACUUUCAGGCAAGUAAAAAUCUGCAGCCUGUAGGUUUCUAACUUUACCAAAAGAAAAAAAGUUCUACCUUCUGUGGCACAUGGUUGUGCUGCUAAAGGAUACAUCCUGAAAACCUAAGGAGGGGACUAGUAAUAAUUCAUUAAAUUGUGUUGUUAAUUCCUAUUUCAUAGAGUUAUUGUUCAUAAUGGGUAAAUAGCAUAUCCUGAGCAGAUGAAUUUGACCUGGUAGAUAAAAGUUUGCUUUGGUCAAGUUGCCUAUGAAUAUGGAUUUCAAAACAAACAUAAAGCCUUAACUUAGGAUUUCAUUAUGUUUUAGAAUCAUCACUGCCUUAAUGUUCACACAUUUAUUUAAGUCCUCCUAGUAAAGGAGAAAUGCAUGUUUGUUUUAUGGCUUCUUGUACAUAUAAACGCAGUGGUCUAUGGCUUUAAUUUUUUUUUUGUUUCUGUGACAGUGUUUGUUAAUCCAGCCAAUAGAGUUAUUUACAGAAAACGGAGCAUGUAAUAGUUCUUUAUGUACAUGUAAGAACUGUGUCUCCCAAAACCUUAGUUACCUGAAUUGUUUCUAAGAUUAUUUGUAAAAACAAAAUGGUUGAUUAAAGAGAAGUAAGAAUUUUC